AGUAAAUGUUUGUUGUUUUAUUUAAACCCUGCGUGUGAGUGUGUGUGUGUGUCUUCGACUAAGUCCAGACUUGGUGAACAUUUGUAAUCAAGGUUAAAGGAGGUGCAAAAGUUAUAUAAAAGUCUGUUCAAAAUUAUACAAAAACUAUUUGAACUAAUUUACCCUGCGUGUUCCGACUAAAUUAUUUCCCCCAACAAAAUGAGUGUCGAAAGGGAUGAUGAAUACAGUAAAUUUGUGCCAAAUAAAUUAUCAUAUCAUGUGGUACCCGGUGCAGAGUUUCAAUGUAAAUUAGCCACUCAUGCCGCCCAUACACGCAAACUAUCGACAAUCGAUGAACAGGAUUGUGAUGGGGCCAACAGACGGGGUAUUAUGAAUCAGGUUCUGUCCACUUGUGCUGUUCUCCUACUCUCUGCUGCCUGUGGCAUGCCCAUUGGCUAUUCGGCGGUGCUGUUGCCCCAGCUGAUGGAUACGAAUACCACAGAGGUUCCCAUCGAUGUUAACAUUGGUUCAUGGAUAGCCAGCGUCCAUAGUUUGGCCACACCAUUUGGCUCCUUGAUGUCUGGUCCUUUGGCUGACUAUUUGGGACGGCGGAAAACCCUGAUGGUUUCGAUUAUACCAUUAUGUUUUGGCUGGAGCAUCAUGGCAAUGGUUAAAUCGGUGAAAGUUCUAAUAUUUGCACGUUUCCUGUGCGGUUUUGCCACGGGCAUUUUGGGUGGACCCGGACAGGUGUAUAUAGCAGAGACAGCGGAACCGAAUUUACGUAGUCUCCUCAUUGGUGCUCCCUAUGUGGCCUAUUCGUGUGGCAUUCUUCUGGUCUAUACACUGGGCUCAGUGUUCUAUUGGCGCACUGUGGCAUGGUGUGCCAACAUUUUGCCUCUGUGUGCCAUGGUUGCCAUUUUCUGUAUUCCAGAGACACCCAAUUGGCUGCUGCGCAAUGGCCACGAGCAACGUGCCCUGCUUGCUCUGAGAUUCCUACGCGGCAGCGAGAUAACAGCCCAAAAGGAACUCAACGAUAUGAAGCAUCGUCUGUCCAAGGAGCGAGCCACAACCAAGACGAAUGAAAACAUCUUCACGCUCUGCUGCCAGCGGGUGGCGAUUAAACCCUUGUUCAUAGUGAUUGUCUUCUCGCUGCUGCAAAUGUUCUCGGGCACCUUCAUUGUGAUCUUCUAUGCCGUCGAUAUUAUAUCGGAAUUCGGUGGAGAUUUCGACACGAAACAGGCGGCCAUUUGGACAGCGGCCGUUCGUGUGAUAUGCUGCAUGAUCUUCUGUGGAGUUUUGAUCUUUGUGCGGCGACGUCGCAUCAUGAUUAUCGCGGGCAUUGGCUCUGGUAUCUUCUGUCUGGUCCUGAGUUGCUACAUGUACGCGCGAAUGGGCGAACCCAAGAUGUCCUACGAUGUUCUGGUGGCUGGAAUUUGUCUGCUGGGCUAUAUAGUAUUCAAUACGGCUUUAAUGGUAAUGCCGGGCAUCAUGAUUGGUGAACUAUUCCCGGCAAGAAUUCGUGGACGCACGGCUGGCGGUGUCUUUGCCUCCAUGAAUGUGGCCCUCUUCAUCUUUGCCAAAGGUUUUCCUGCCCUUCAAGCGGCAUUGAAAAUGCGCGGCGUCUUUCUGGUCUUUGCCUUGUCCAGUUUCCUGCUCACCAUCUUCAUGUGUCUGUUCCAACCAGAGACAAAGGGCCGAAGUUUGGAUCACAUCGAGGACUACUUCAAUGGCAAUAAUUGGCUUUGGUUCCGCCGCGAUCGGGGCUAUAAGACGGUUAAGUUGCUGCCGCUGCAGCCACUCAAAGAAAACUCAACGAGCGUUGUGGAGGGCGCUUAAUAUCUUCAAGGGGACAAAAUGAAAUACAUUUUAGUACAGGGUUCUUAAGAUUCCAAUUUACCAGUUUAGUCUUGGGUUAGUCGUAGCAUUUAGUUUAUAAUAUAGCCCACAGUGCCUCGUAGUUUUAGUAGCCAGUGUUUUCCCUCUAAAAACCAGCGAAAUGUUUAAGUUAAUCCCUUGAAAUUGUGAUUUUUAUGCAUUAUAUAAAAUUAGACGAUAAAUCAAAUACAUUUUACACUAAGUUAAUAAAAGUAUAUAUACAUGAGA
This is a messenger RNA of Drosophila willistoni, 2082 nucleotides long. RefSeq names its product facilitated trehalose transporter Tret1-2 homolog (gene pippin). The record is from RefSeq and is a predicted model, not a curated record. Gene Ontology annotation, cellular component: membrane. The transcript is spliced from 5 exons. Gene Ontology annotation, molecular function: sugar transmembrane transporter activity. Gene Ontology annotation, biological process: transmembrane transport; carbohydrate transport. The coding region runs from base 199 to 1815 and encodes 538 amino acids. NCBI's taxonomy places the organism in Eukaryota, Metazoa, Arthropoda, Insecta, Diptera, Drosophilidae.